Messenger RNA from Physcomitrium patens, 1882 nucleotides. RefSeq names its product cell division protein FtsZ homolog 2-1, chloroplastic. Gene Ontology annotation, cellular component: chloroplast; cytoplasm; microtubule. Gene Ontology annotation, biological process: microtubule-based process; chloroplast fission. Gene Ontology annotation, molecular function: GTPase activity; GTP binding. The record is from RefSeq and is a predicted model, not a curated record. Lineage: Eukaryota; Viridiplantae; Streptophyta; Bryopsida; Funariales; Funariaceae.
AAACACGGGAAGAGACACGGGACGAAGCUCAGGGCGAGAGGGAAGAAGAGGAGAGUGGGGCAGAAUCAGGCCCCGUCACGCCCACACCCUCUUGCCCCCAUCGCUUACGCCCCCUCCCCCCGCGACGCUGCUGCAGCAGCAGCACGGGUAGAAGGAGCAACAGCAGCAUUUUCUGGGUUCUGCUGCAUCGUGGCCUCGCCAAUCGGCGGCAGCAGAAGCAGCAGCAGCGAUGGCGUUGUUUAGUGGGUGCUCGGGAUGGGCGGGGCUCAAGGUGUCAUCGCGAGUGGGUGGGGAGGCUUGCAGAACCCCCCCCGUUGUUCACUGCAGCAUGCAUUCUAGGUCAAGCGUUCGAGCUCUACGCCGAAUCGACCGAGCUUUGAGUAAUGGGGGUCUUUGCAAUUUUGGAGAGAGGGACUUGUUGGCUUUGGAAGCAAAAUCGCCUUUGCGAUGUGAACCCCCCUCGAGCGUGAUGCGGAAUCCUGUCAUGGCAUUUGAAGGAAGCGGAGACGACACUGGAAGUUAUAACGAAGCGAAAAUUAAAGUAAUAGGGGUCGGAGGUGGGGGUUCCAACGCCGUAAACCGAAUGCUUGAGAGCGAGAUGCAAGGGGUAGAAUUCUGGAUCGUGAAUACUGAUGCGCAGGCUAUGGCCUUGUCCCCUGUUCCGGCUCAGAAUCGUCUGCAGAUUGGGCAAAAAUUGACGAGAGGUCUGGGGGCGGGCGGGAAUCCAGAAAUAGGGUGUAGUGCUGCGGAAGAGAGCAAAGCUAUGGUGGAAGAAGCCCUACGCGGAGCUGACAUGGUUUUCGUAACGGCGGGUAUGGGUGGCGGCACUGGCAGCGGUGCAGCACCAAUAAUUGCGGGUGUGGCGAAGCAGUUGGGAAUUCUUACUGUAGGAAUAGUUACUACUCCUUUCGCCUUUGAAGGGCGGAGACGAGCUGUCCAAGCCCACGAGGGUAUUGCAGCUCUCAAAAAUAACGUGGACACGUUAAUUACGAUUCCAAACAACAAACUUUUGACUGCAGUUGCGCAGUCUACCCCAGUGACGGAAGCGUUCAAUCUUGCAGACGACAUCCUUCGGCAGGGAGUGCGGGGUAUUUCAGAUAUUAUCACGGUCCCUGGGCUGGUUAACGUAGAUUUUGCCGACGUGCGGGCGAUCAUGGCUAAUGCAGGAUCAUCUUUGAUGGGCAUAGGGACCGCCACAGGUAAGUCAAGAGCUAGAGAAGCAGCAUUGAGCGCAAUCCAAUCUCCUCUAUUGGAUGUGGGUAUUGAGCGAGCCACAGGGAUAGUCUGGAAUAUCACUGGGGGAAGCGACAUGACUCUCUUUGAGGUAAAUGCUGCAGCAGAGGUGAUUUAUGAUUUGGUCGAUCCCAACGCAAAUCUUAUUUUUGGAGCCGUAGUAGACGAAGCACUUCAUGGCCAAGUUAGUAUAACUUUGAUAGCAACAGGAUUUAGUUCUCAAGAUGAACCUGAUGCGCGUAGUAUGCAAAAUGUGAGUCGUAUUUUGGAUGGACAAGCUGGUCGAUCACCGACAGGUUUAUCUCAAGGCAGCAAUGGCUCUGCGAUCAAUAUACCAAGUUUCUUAAGGAAGCGAGGCCAGACACGUCAUUAAAGGUCGUAACAUUGGAAUUACUUGUUAAGGGAAGAAUAACUGGACCUUAAUCUGCUUCUUGCCUUUGAUGAGAUGUGAAAUAUUGCUUGUAGUGGUAGUUAGAUUGCAUCCGACGACGAAGUGUGUUUAGGCUGAAGAGCAAAACUCCAUGACAACUGUGUUCUCGACCAACGAUUAAUGAGAGCUCUGAUUUUCCAAGACCCUAUGCUUUCGGGACAGCAGCAAGUUUGCCUAGUUAAGUAUGGGUUUUCAGUAAAAUAUUUAUCUUCUUGCACA